Pleuronectes platessa (European plaice) is the source of this 2870-nucleotide messenger RNA. RefSeq names its product ATP-binding cassette, sub-family E (OABP), member 1 (gene abce1). Gene Ontology annotation, biological process: ribosomal subunit export from nucleus; translational termination; translational initiation. Gene Ontology annotation, molecular function: ATP binding; ATP hydrolysis activity; iron ion binding. The transcript has 19 exons. NCBI's taxonomy places the organism in Eukaryota, Metazoa, Chordata, Actinopteri, Pleuronectiformes, Pleuronectidae. The record is from RefSeq and is a predicted model, not a curated record. The coding region runs from base 196 to 1995 and encodes 599 amino acids.
CCAUGUUUGGCGCCGGCUCCAGGAGACGAACACGUUGCGGAGGAGGAGAAGUUUCGCUGCGGGUCGAUUCUCUGCGGACGAAGCUUCUGGUCUGAUUCCCUCGAGCACGCGAACCGGAGCCGAACAGCGACCUCCUCUCCAUCCCCUCGUUUCUCUCUGUGUUCCAGCUCCUCGUGCCGGGGCCCAGUCUCCAUCAUGGCAGAUAAAAACACCAGGAUCGCCAUCGUCAGCCACGACAAGUGUAAACCCAAGAAAUGCCGUCAGGAGUGCAAGAAGAGCUGCCCCGUGGUGCGGAUGGGGAAGCUGUGCAUCGAGGUGACGCCACAGAGUAAGAUCGUGUGGAUCUCUGAGUCUCUGUGUAUAGGCUGUGGAAUCUGCAUCAAGAAAUGUCCGUUUGGAGCGUUGUCGAUCGUGAACCUGCCCAGUAACCUGAAGAAGGAAACCACUCACAGAUACUGCGCCAACUCCUUCAAACUGCACCGGCUGCCUAUCCCCAGACCUGGUGAGGUUCUGGGUCUUGUGGGGACCAACGGUAUCGGGAAGUCCACAGCUCUGAAGAUUCUGGCUGGAAAACAGAAACCCAACCUGGGGAAGUACGAUAAUCCUCCCGACUGGCAGGAGAUCCUGACGUACUUCAGAGGAUCCGAGCUCCAGAACUACUUCACCAAAAUCCUGGAGGACGACCUGCGGGCCAUCGUGAAGCCGCAGUACGUGGACCAGAUCCCGAAGACCGUGAAGGGGUCAGUAGGAGCCAUCCUGAGCAGGAAAGACGACACAGACACACAAAGCAUCGUCUGUGAUCAGCUAGACCUGACUCACCUGCGGGAGAGGAACGUGGAGGAUCUGUCGGGCGGCGAGCUGCAGAGGUUCGCCUGCGCAGUCGUCUGCAUCCAGAGGGCCGACAUCUUCAUGUUUGACGAGCCGUCCAGUUACCUGGAUGUGAAGCAGAGGCUGAAGGCCGCCAUCACCAUCCGCUCCCUCAUCACCCCCGACAGGUACAUCAUCGUGGUGGAACAUGACCUCAGUGUGUUGGACUACCUGUCCGACUUCAUCUGCUGCUUGUACGGAGUCCCCAGCGCCUACGGUGUGGUCACCAUGCCCUUCAGUGUGCGAGAGGGUAUCAACAUCUUCUUGGACGGUUACGUUCCCACAGAGAACCUCAGGUUUCGUGAAACCUCAUUGGUUUUCAAAGUGGCUGAGACGGCCAAUGAGGAGGAGGUGAAGCGACUCCGGCACUACCAGUAUCCAGACAUGUUCAAGAAGAUGGGCGAGUUCGAGCUGGAUAUUAAAGGAGGAGAGUUCACGGACUCUGAGAUCAUGGUGAUGCUGGGAGAGAACGGCACAGGGAAGACGACCUUCAUCAGGAUGUUGGCUGGAGGACUCAAACCUGACGAGGGAGGUGAUGUUCCCACCCUCCUCGUCAGCUACAAGCCUCAAACCAUCAGCCCCAAGUUUAAGGGCAGCGUGCGAGCUCUGCUGCAUGAGAAGAUCCGAGACGCCUACACUCACCCUCAGUUCAUCACAGACGUGAUGAAGCCGCUUCAGAUCGAGAGCAUCAUCGAUCAGGACGUGCAGAUCCUGUCUGGUGGCGAGCUGCAGCGAGUCGCUCUCACUCUGUGUUUGGGGAAACCAGCUGAUGUUUAUCUGAUCGAUGAACCGUCGGCCUACCUGGACUCUGAGCAGAGGCUGAUGGCCGCCAGGGUCAUCAAGAGGUACAUCCUCCACGCCAAGAAGACUGCCUUCGUGGUGGAGCACGACUUCAUCAUGGCGACCUACCUGGCCGACAGAGUCAUCGUGUUCGACGGGAUUCCCUCCAGGCAGACCGCCGCCAACACGCCUCAGGGUCUGUUGGCCGGAAUGAACCGUUUCCUGGCGCUGCUGGAAAUCACGUUCAGACGAGACCCAAACAACUUCAGACCCCGGAUCAACAAACUCAACUCCAUCAAGGACACUGAACAGAAGAAGAGCGGAAACUAUUUCUUCCUUGACGACUGAGAUGACUUCCUGUGGCGCCCCAGCACCACUUCCUGUGGCGCCCCAGCACCACUUCCUGUGGCGCCCUUCAUUCAGACUGUGUUCAAAUGAUAAACAACUUUAUUCCACCACGGUUUCUGACCUUGUUUCUUAUUUUCUCUAACGGCUGAACGUUUCAUCUUUAAACUGAAGCAGGGAAAGUGACAGUUUUUAAGAAAUGUAAAAACAAUAACUUUAUAUAUAUACACAAUUCUCCACAUCACUGGUCAAACUAAAGAAAACAGUCAGUUUUUAGUUUUUCCUUUAAGCAGCACCGAUUCUCCUCCUGACAUAAACAGCCAGUUUUCACUAACCCCUUCUAUUCUAUUUAUGUUUCUCAUGUUAUAAAUUUAUAUUUUCAUUUGACCAUAGAUUUAAUUUGACUGGGAUCUCCAAAUAAAAUAAAUUAUGAAAUGUAAACAAAUGAUUUGGUAUAUCAUCAGGUAUCAGUAUAUAAAUACUCUUCCCCAUGCCGAAGUGUCCUUGGCAAGAUACUGAACCCCUAAAUGGCCACUCAUAAAUGUUGAGUGCUCUAAUUGUAAGUCGCUUUGGACAAAUCGGUCAGUCAACUGACAUGUGAUGAAAUGUUUUCUGUAAAUAUUACUGGAAUAAAAGGGUUAGGGUUAAAACAGGUUAAAACUCAUAACAGGUCAAUCUGAGGAGGGCUGUUUCAAACAGGGUAAAAAGAUCCUGUUUUAAAUGAUCCUUGUGGUAUUUUGACCAAAAUGUGUUACAGACAUUUCAUUAAGACCCCAAGGAACAAUAUCAACUGUGGUGAAAUGGGCACAAUAUGUCUCCUUUAAGUGAUAUAAUAUAUUCUUAAAUAUAUACUGAUGAUUAAAGUAUUAAUCCUCCAA